AAAAAGCUUAAAUAUUUUUUUUUCCUCUUUUGGAAGUCAUUUGUAAUUAAAAAUCCUGAGUCCUAAAUAAUGUGACAAAUCAUGAACUUUGUCUUAAGUGUAAGUAUAUGAAAUGUUUUGAAGUAACUGUUAGAAACAACUGUACCAAGUCACACCAAAGGUCCCUCUGGCCCAGCAUCCAGUCUCAGUGGGCCAAAAGCAGAUGCACAAGGAAGAGUGAAACAGGGUAAGCAGAUAGCAGUGCUUCCCCAGAAUAUACUUCAAGCAAUCUGUGGCUUAGGGAAUUCUGUAUCUGCGAGCAUUUGUUGGUUAAAAUCAUGGAAGAAAAAAAAAAUCUCUUUAAAUCCUCACAGUGUCCUAGCAUCCACAUCAUAUGAUAAGGAGUCCACAGUUUAGCUGUGUUGUGUGAAGACCUACUUCCUAUUGUUUUCCUUGAAUCUGACAGUUCCAGGUUUUUUUCUAAUUUUCAUUAUUAAAGGAGAUGAUAGAUGCCUUUUUAAAAGAUUUUUCCCUAUCAGUUCCUCUUCCAGUUGUCUCUUUAAAUUUAUUAUUAAUUAUAUAAUCAGUAAAGCACCACAAAAUGAGUAAAGGAAUUGUGCAUUUUAAGAAAUGAGUGCUUGUCUUAUGGUGCCAUAUCAUGACAUUGAAUAACCUAACCUACGUUGCACUGUAAGUUAUAAAAACAGUUGUAACUUCUAUGAAUUCUGAAAUAGAUGGUCUAGAAAAAUGCCCUUUUACCAUCUAUGUACACUGCAUGUUAAAGCUGAUACAGCGGGUAAUAGCACAUAGCAACAAGCAUACUGAAAACAGCCUUGUUCACAGGUUUGUAUAAUUCUGUGGUUUUGAAUGUGUGGAUUUUAUAGCAGAUGCUUUGUACAAGAGAGUAGAAUAGAGAAAAGUAUUUGGGAGGAACCUUGAUCUGUUAAAUUUAGAUCUAGUGCCGCAUACUGUGUACUGUUCUUCAGUAAUGGACAGAAUUUUCAAGGAAGAUCUUCCUUGGCACACAAUGUAAAAUUUCUGGCUAGUUGAUGAGUUUUCUUUCUGUUUUUUAAAAAAAAAAAAAAAAAGUUUGCUGUGUUCUGAAGGACCCUUUUGAGGUGGUACUUUGAAUCCAGUUGGCCCAAAAAGCAGUGAAGUGGAUCUAGUCAGUCUUGCUGCCUUGUAGUGGAGAACACUUGUGAUUGGGCCAGCCCAGCAAUAUAUCUCUGUUAAUCUUCAGCUGGACCUCUUCCUUCAUCUGGCUUGGAAUAUGGCCACACGCACUCCAGUGCGUAUUUCUCCAUGAUAAAAGGGGCUUGCAGGAAUGUGUGGUUUGGGUAAAAGGGGAAGUUGAGACUGUUUGUACUAAUAAGUUUAAAUUUAUUUUGAAGUGGCAGCCUCAUAGAUCUGCCUGCUUCGAGUCUUUACUUUCAUGUCUGCUUUCUGCAUUUUCUGUCCCGAAUGAAGAUUAAAUCUGUCUUUGAACGGUCCUCUUAGUAAGAUGUCCAUUCCUGAUCUGCAUAUUACUUCGAGAUGAACAGUCCAAAUCCAAGCAUUUUAUUUAGGCUGAAACUUAAAAAUUCUUGAAGAACUGGAAAAUUCUUCUAGUUUGAGCGAGGAACAAAUUAUUCUUCUAUGGUAGAGCUCAGUGAUUUUGCAGUGCAAGUUAAAUAAUGAAGUGUCCAUGAUAAUAAGACCUGGGUCAGCAGGCUAGAAGCGUAGGCAAUUUGGAGAAUGCCAGCUCAGACAAAUGUCAGCUGUAGAGACUUGGGAAGCUCAAAGCUGAACUUUGUCAGUAGCGAUCUAGUGGCAAUAUGGCUGAUAGAUGAGAAGAUGAUGACAACGAUACACAAUAUCUAGAAAGGACGCAGGUUGCAUGUGAUUAAUUGCUUACAGCAGAUAGACCGUAUGUGUAAGGACAUGACUAAGGUUCCUGAGCCUUACAUCACAAAAUGGUACCUGGUCUGGCAUGUGUUAGCCAUGAAAGGGUAUUAUACAAUAAGGAGAUGAGAAAUGUUCACGUAGAGCUUUUGAAGUUAUGGGGCUUAUGCAUGAACUCAGCAUGUAACUUCGGUAAUGAUUAGUGCUUAAGCCUAUGCUUGAUGCUUGCAUGAAGUAAUCGUAAAAUAAAUGGAGGCAAUAAUAACCGAACAAGAUCUGUGUUGUUCGGCUCUUAACUCCAGGUUAUUUGGAUUUGACUGGGCACCCUUUGAUUGCUGAUUGAUCCCACAUUAUGCUUGCGAUGGUCUGCUCAAGACAUCUACCUGGAAGUUAGGUGCUGAGUUGAGCUUUGGGAUUUGGGAAGCAUGAAGAAGUCUGGUCCCUGGAAGAGAUGGGAAGAGAAACAAACUCUGGAGAGGACAACAACUGAGCAGCUGCUCUCAGACUCCAUUAGUAGGUUGGAUUGCCUGCAAGUGCAAUAGGGGUCAUUGCGGGAGGCAGACUCAAAAGAGGAAUUGGUGCCUUCCAGUCCUCGGUUCCAAGUAAUCCACAUUGUGCUAUUUCCUGUCUAGAAAUUUGAAAAGGAAUACUUCUCUACAGAAAUUUCUGUAGAAAAUUUGGGCAUUGAACAAUAGUUUCUAAACCAAACCCUUUGAUUUCCAGGUAAGAGUAAAGCCAGUGUCCUCAACCCAGUGUGACGGAUACUGUCGUUUUGUCUCUCACAUGCACACAAACAAGCACCAGCUGAUGCAGAAAUAAUACGGCUUUUGUACUCAUUGCAUAUUCAAUAGCUGUGUAUUCCACUUUUUAAAAGGAAAAUUUUGUCAGUCGUGGGUUGAUCCAUCUGUCUCUUUAGAACAGCUGUAUACGACAGUUCAAGAGUGAGGGUUACACUGCAGAGUUUAAGGAAAGCCUCUCUCUAGGAACUGGUGGAAGUGGAGGGUGCUUGAUGUUACAGUAGACUAUUUUGGAACUGUUGUGAGGGGAUGUUGCCCCUGAGCCCUCUUCAAAGGAUAAAUAGAUUGAUAGGUUCCAUCACAUUUGAGUAAAUUACUGCUCUGAAGGUCUGCUCUGAUCUUCUGUUCUUGGAUCAUGCUUUGGAGCCUUCAGUGUUAAGCCUGUCUGAUACGAUUGCGGUGAUCCAAGACAUUCCAGUCUCCCAGAUGCUCCUUGUCAUCCAUCCUCCUUGGAGAGCACCAUUCUGUCGUCCACUGCAAAAGCUCUGCUGAAGGACCUAGGAACAUCAAGAAUGAGGUGCUCCAGUAUCUCAUUUCAGGCUCUUCCUGGAAUCCAGAUUUUGGGAUUAGGUGUGUCAGUUUCCUCUCCAACGGGCGAUGCCCCAGGGCAGGAUCCAAGGCGUACAGAAGGCUGAUGAGCGCUGCCAAGAAAGGAAGAGAUUGGGGCCCUCAGCACCCGUUCACUUCUGGACACAGCGAAAACUGAGAGCCUCGCGUCUCAUGAGCUUGAAGACCUUCACUAUCAUUGCUUACAGGUCUGCCGGGGCAGCUGAGGAGAGAGCCAUCACCAUGAUACCUGCACUGCUCUUGCUGGGCCUUACGGCCCUUGUCGUUCCAUCCAUGAGUUACAGUUGCUAUGGUGAUAUAAGUGCUCUUCAAGCCCCCAUGAUCUCCUGUACAGCCGUAAGAGCCCCAGACUGUGGACUUGCCAUGUUACGGAGAUCUGCUGAGGCAGACAUCAUACGCCUGAGGAGAUAUGAGAUCCCAAUUAAGAGAGUAGCCAGAAACCUGUGCUUGGACCCAGCGCUCAUCGCUGCCAUCAUCUCGCAGGAGAGCCGCGUCGGCCAGCUCCUGAACAACGGCUGGGACCAGACUCGGCGCAAGUAUGGCUUGAUGCAGCUUGGCAGGCAGCUACAGCAACCUUUUGGAUCAUGGGAUAGUGAAGAACACAUAAAUCAGUGCUCAACUAUCCUGGUUCGUGCAAUUAAUGAAGUACAGGCAAACCAUCCUACCUGGACCUGGGACCAGCAGCUGAGAGGGGGAAUCUGCACCUACCAUGCAAAAAUGGGCAACAUCAAUGUUUAUGAGGAAGACCCAUGCAAUGGAGACGACUACUACACCGCUAAUGUGAUUAGGCGAGCCCAGUUCUUUAAGAGACAUGGGUUCUAGCCCAUAAACCUGCCCCGCCACCAAGCCUCUCCUCUGCAUAGACUAGCCCAGUAGUGAUCGUAGUACCCAGAGCAGUUCCUCAGGAUUCCUGUCAGGACCGAUGCCGGUGGCACUGGCACCAGCACCUCGCUCUCUCUGGCAAACCCCAGCUCCCUGCUCACCGAUGGACAAGCUCAAUGCUGCCUUCCAGGGGACCUGCAGGGAUGAGAAACCACAAGCUCAAGACCUUUGAAAGGCAGAUGGGGACAGACCAGCAAUGUUUAAGUGUUGAGUGAGGAAGGUGCCUCUUCUCAUUCGAGCUGAACCCAGGGCUGUUCGUGCAUCCUGCAGGUGCAGGCAUGCAAAGCAGCUCUCCCUGGGCAUCAGCUGUGCUCUUCCCAUCUCCUCCAUCCAUCUCCUUCCCUCUCUCUGGCCAAUGAGGGGGAGAAGCCUCUGAGUUGAAAUCUCCUUUCCCUUCGAUUGUGCUAGCUACUGAGCAAUGAAGAGACUUCUCAACAAGCCUCUGGCCGCUGCAUGUUUCUGCACUGGCUGUGUAUUCCCAUGGCCAGUCUUGGUGGGGACAACACUAAACACGCUUCUGUUAGUCCCCCAAGCCAUGGAGCCCAUGGCCAUGGUGGGGCUGGAGAC
Egretta garzetta (little egret) is the source of this 4673-nucleotide messenger RNA. Its product is annotated as lysozyme g. Gene Ontology annotation, cellular component: extracellular region. Gene Ontology annotation, molecular function: lysozyme activity. Lineage: Eukaryota; Metazoa; Chordata; Aves; Pelecaniformes; Ardeidae. The transcript has 9 exons. Gene Ontology annotation, biological process: defense response to Gram-positive bacterium; peptidoglycan catabolic process. The record is from RefSeq and is a predicted model, not a curated record. Bases 3255 to 4046 code for a protein of 263 amino acids.